UUCGUACUGUACACGACCUAAGCAAACCAGGAAACGUACGGUACGGUGCAAAAGCAGUGUUACAUUCCGAAAUUUAGUAGAAUAACAUAUUUAAAUCAGAUAAAAUUAAAUUAAUUGUAAUUAAUGAGCACCUCAGCAUUUUUUACUCCACCGGAGGAGGUAAUAGAGCGGCAAGCGGAAUUAGAUCAGGUCGAAGUUACCCCUCCCCUGGAUCAGGUUUGGAAUGGUACUCUAUUAAAAAUUUGUUGGGGAUGGGUACGACAAAAUGGUUAUAAACGGGUUUGCCUUCAAUUUCCCGAUCAUUAUUUGCCGCACAGCAAUGAAAUUAGUGACACGCUCAAGUCACUGUUCAUUCCGGAGGGAGGGUCAACAGACAUUAAAUUCUUUGUACUUGCCGACACUUCCUAUGGAAGCUGUUGUGUAGAUGAGAUCGCCGCCGGACAUGUUGAAGCAGACAGCUUAAUACAUUUCGGCAGCGCUUGCCGUAGCAGAGUUUCUGGUCUGCCCGUGCUGUACAUGUAUCCACAGUAUCCGUUUAACUUGAAAACAUUUAUGGAUAAAUUGUCAGUAAUAGCAGAUACCGUCAGAGGUAAAAUUGUAUUCACAUACCUUGAUAUAGGCUAUCAUCAUUUGUUGGAUAAACGCGUAGACGAAGCUGAAGAAGAUUCAUUGGGCUACAAAUUAAAGGAGAUACUACCUUGUAAAGACUUAUUUGUCGAAGCCUAUCCGCCCGCAGAGGAUGCUGUGGUUGACGAAAAAGAACCUAGUGAGCCAAUCUGCAUUUUCAUUGGAGCAGAAAACUCUAGAUUCUCCAAUUUAUCUAUCACAACACAGGCUUCCCAAUGGUUUAUCUACGAACCAACAAGUAAUAAUUUGUUCGAAAAGAAUCCACUAACCGCUCAAUACAUUCGGCGCCGAUAUUAUUAUAUUGAAAAAUGUAAAGAUGCUCAAACAUUAGGCCUAAUUGUCGCAACUCUUACAGCCGAAGGUUAUUUAAAAAUUGUUUCACGUUUGCAAGAAAUGGCAAAAGCUAGAGGCAAAAAGACUCAAAUUAUAUCCGUGGGUCGUAUAAACCCCGCCAAAUUGGCAAACUUUUUGGAGAUUGACUGCUUUGUGCUUAUAGGGUGCCCUUUCAAUAACCUUUACAACUCAAAAGAAUAUUAUAAACCUAUUGUUUCGGUAUUCGAAGCUGAAAUGGCACUUAAUCCAGCUUGGCAUAUGAAAUAUCCGGAAGCAUAUGUUACUGAUUUCAAAAAGUUACUUCCAGAAGGAGAAAAAUUUUUGGCUUUUAAUUCUUCAGACGUGCAGGAGCAAGAUAUUAGUUUAGUAAGUGGACGAGUUCGUGGCCGCAAUGUGGAAGAUGAUCUUGCAGAAGAGGGAGCUGCUGCAUUGAGUGAACAACAACAGGCUGUUGCUGGGAGAGGUAAAAUGGAAGUGAUGACCAACAACACUGGCCUCACAUUUGAGGAUCGAACUUGGAAAGGGUUGGAUCCAGCACUGGGCUGUGCAGAGCCAGCUAAAUUGGAAAAGGGCCUCAGCGGCAUACCCACUAAUUAUAGGCAUGAAUAGUUUAAUUAUACAACGAAGAUUACAUUCAAGAUAAUAUUUAGUGUUCAUGUGCUUGUUCUUAAUGGUCUUUAAGUUAAAAUAACGGGUAUCAAUAAAUUAUAUUAUUAAAUUAAUUA
This is a messenger RNA of Rhagoletis pomonella (apple maggot), 1685 nucleotides long. It is a transcript of the gene Dph2, whose product is annotated as 2-(3-amino-3-carboxypropyl)histidine synthase subunit 2. Gene Ontology annotation, molecular function: 2-(3-amino-3-carboxypropyl)histidine synthase activity. The coding region runs from base 124 to 1569 and encodes 481 amino acids. The transcript is spliced from 5 exons. Gene Ontology annotation, biological process: protein histidyl modification to diphthamide. The record is from RefSeq and is a predicted model, not a curated record. NCBI's taxonomy places the organism in Eukaryota, Metazoa, Arthropoda, Insecta, Diptera, Tephritidae.